Messenger RNA from Schizosaccharomyces octosporus yFS286, 2261 nucleotides. Its product is annotated as F-box protein Pof13. The record is from RefSeq and is a predicted model, not a curated record. The coding region runs from base 541 to 1749 and encodes 402 amino acids. The transcript has a single exon. NCBI's taxonomy places the organism in Eukaryota, Fungi, Ascomycota, Schizosaccharomycetes, Schizosaccharomycetales, Schizosaccharomycetaceae.
AGAUUUUAUAACAGUGCUUGGUAGGAAAUUACUACCACCCAUUAGCAGUAAAGUACUGAACUUGUCAAGUAUAAUAAACGAAAAGCAAGGUUUAACUAUUUUAACAAAUUGAAAGACGAAUAAACAAAAGAUCAGUCGGUUAUACUAUAAAAGAUACGUUUAUUUGUCAUUAGAAAUGAUUGAUUUCUCUGCCUUACUUCAACCACUUGUGAUGGCAAUUUCAGUCUUAAAAAGCUUUUGAUGAAUCCUUAUUUGAUAAAAAAGUAUCGUUAUUGAAAAGAACUAUUAAAAGCGUUUGUUUAUCAGGGUAGACACUUUUCCUAGUAAUCAGGACCUGUAUUCCAAAUAACCACCCUAAUUUAAAGUAGUUGAAGGAUUGAAGUAAAACAGAUCCAAUUACUCAUGGAUUAAAUUUUUAGCUAAAAAUUACGUUACCUGAAGAGAUUUGAUUAGUAUUAAUCGUCGUCUUUUCCUGGUGGAAGAAACUUGAUCUUAACCUACAAAUAGCCAUUAUUCAGCAGCUUUACUCGCUUUCCAGUAAUGGCACUGUCUUCUUCUUCUGAAAAAGAAUUGGAGCAUGCAACAAGGAGCUUAGCAGGUCUAUCUAUACGCAACCAUGAAGCUGCAGCCGAAGUAUGUCAGGGCGUCUCCGGACGUUUUCUCACAAAUCGAGAUAUAUGGUCUUUGAUUGUAAACUAUCUUGAUAUUUUUGACUUGUACAGACUUAUGCAUGUCAAUCGACACUUCUAUCAUUGGCUCCAAAUAUGCCGUCUGGAGGAAUGUCGAUUCACGGAUGCCAGUCCUACAGAACUACCCUAUCAAAGAACCAUUGCCGUUGCAAAUGAUGAUUUGUGGGCUUAUGAAAAACAAGUAUACGGAAGGCCCUCCAUUUUACGGCCGCAGAUCCAGGAUCGCUUUGUAUACAGCAUGCUCAAGAAGUUUCAAGGAUUAAAUACAAUCGUGUUAGAUGGCACCGGUAUAACCGUUUCAACAAUUGCGUUUAUUUUGUUAAAUAUACCUUCCCUUCGGACGCUUAGUAUACGUUGGUGUCAAGGGGUUUCUGUAUUGGAUCUUCUUGAGCUUUUCCAAACUGUAACAAAAGACAGAAUUUUCUCCUUAGAAAACUUUCAUGUCAUGGGUAUCGUUGGGCUGGAAUUGCAAAAGCCUUUAAUGCCAGACGGUACGGAAGACGAUCGAUUGACCAGUGCCUGGCACGAUCGGUUAGCUGUGUUUCAUGAUGCUUUAGAUCAAAUAAGCACAACACAUGGGAAAACUAUUGUUACAGAUGUAUAUCGAUGUCCAUUAAAUGCGUGUAAAAUAGCAGAUUAUGAAGGUGAGAUUGCAGAUUUGUACAUGCUUAAGGUGCUUCCUCCUUGCGUAUAUUGUUCGGAAAAAUGGACUAAACCACUUUGUCGCUAUUGCAUUGAUCUAAGGCGGUGUAUGGUAUGUGGAACCUUCAUCUGUCCUUCGUGUUUAUCUUUGGACUUUGAUUUGCAAAUGCAAGCAUUUGCGCGACAACAUCGUGUCAUUUCUACAUUAACCGAUUUAUAUCCUGAACGUGAUGAUGAUUGUUAUCAUAAAACCAGGUCUAUAAGAUGGCGUCAGUUGAGUCCGAGAUCUCUACUUUUCCAAUUUCAAGAGCAAAAUCAUAUCCAUCACCGCAAAAUUCGUCGAAAUCUUAUUCAAAAUGGAUGGUCUUGGCAGUCCGGGGUUGAAGAAACACUUGCCGAAGGACAUUCAAGUCGGUAAUCUUAUUGUUUUUCCUUUCCAUCAAUAAAAAUUAGACUAUAUGGACAAUCUUUCUCAUUUUUUUGUUGACGUCGUUUAUGAUCUUUUACCUAUUUUCUUUUUUUGCUCUUUUUAUAUAUUACGAGUUGGACUGACUAUGUAAUUAACAUUGCUAAGAAUCGUUUCAAUAUUUAUUUUAUUUCAUUACAUUUAAAACUAUUUGAGCCUGAUUCUUUGCUUGAUUUUACAUUAAGCUCUAAUCUAUUCAAUUGAUUUUGUAAUGCACAUUUCCUCCUUACCGGCUGUUCGUACAUUGCGUAUCACGAAACUGAGAGUAUUCGAAGAAGUUUCAAUGAAAUGAAACAUAUAAUAAUAGCUCUAACUAUAUAACUAAAUGCAACUGCAUUCGUUUUUUAUUUCGUUUUUCCAUUCUUCAAUAAAUUUAGUAUGAUAUUAUACUUAAAGUGUCAUUUAAUGCAAUGCAGCGAGUUGGCUAGACUACCUUCCAAUCACGAUUAAUAGUGUUAAGACCU